UGCAAAAACAGUUAUAGUACGGCUGUCGCGAGAAUAACAAGUGGCGCGGAUAAAAGUUUUCGUUAAAUUGUUCAGAACAAAAGGAGUGGAAACUAAACAGAGAAAAAAUCAAAAAAAAAAGAAACAAAAACUAGAAAAUAAAGUUUACCUCCUACGGAGCUCCCAUUUGCAAAGUGAAAAGCUCCAAAUCGCCAUAAAAAUGAUUGUAUCGUGAGAAAUUGGAAAGCAUUUCAACAAAAAGAGCAGCAAAUCAUCAGGAAGACGAAGCAUAUCAACCAAACAUACCACACACCACAUCACCUACGACCACAAUCAACUCAAGCGAAUCAAAACAAGUAACAAAGUUACUGAAACUAAGUUAAGGAUGUGGAACGUCCAAAGGAUCAUAUGUAUAUGGAUAUGUUGUGUGUCCUGUAUGUUUGGUUCAACACAACUAUCGACGCUAGUUGCAGCUGUGCCCUAUGAAUACUUCGAUGAUCAUGACCAAAGUUUCUAUGACUUGGAUACGGAGCAAAUACAGGCAAAAUAUGACACACGUUUGCUAUCGCAGCACAUGCUGAAACCCCCAGAACCUCAGCAUGACGAACAGCAUACGCUUGAGAGCAAAAAGGGUUCUCAACGUGAUGGCACCUUCGUUGAUGGCGGCGGUGUUGGCGAUGGAGGUGUUACGGAUGGGGAGCACAAGGAACGAGUUCAUGGUGCUGCUUCUAUUGUUUUAGAUACAAUCAACAAACGCAACGAGGGCACUGAUGGCAGCACAGACAUUUUAAGUAAAUUGAAAACAAAUGAUGCCAGCACGAACAGCUACACCAACAAAGGCAACAAGGACAACGCAGCCGCUUGGUUAGAUGAAACAACGCCAGCAAUUACGGAAAAGCCAGAAAUCCAUUUGCCACGUGCAGCAUCCUGCUACACAAAUGGCCAAAAAUACACCCACGGCCAAAAGGUUCCACGCCACGACAGCUGUGAGGUUUGCUUGUGCAUGGAUGGCGAAAUAUUUUGUUGGUGGGAAAAAUGCGAUAAAAAACCUGGAAAAGUGCAAACAUCACAGGGCGAGGAUUUCUCAACACCGUUCGGUGAAUCGUCCACUAUGAGAAUUCAAGCAAAUGAGAAGUCAACAUUGGGCACAACAUUGAGGCCAAUGAAAAAACCGAAAAUUAACAAAGACUAUAAAUACGGGCGGCAAGAUGUGCAGAACGGGGAGGGCGAUAUUGAGGAUGCGGAUGCUGAGAUGGCCAAUGAUGAUGACGAUGGUGAUGAUGAUGAUGAUGAUGCAGCAGUAAUAUUGCCAACUGAUGAGGACACUGAAUACGAUGACAUUACGCAAAGACACGGCAAAUGGCCAUACAAGGGCCAUAAUAGCAAACAGCAAAUGGCCAAAAAGAAAAACUAUGAUGAGCCCAAUGAGGCUUUUGGGCUCAAGGAGAAGCAAAUGAAACAAAAAAAGGAAAAACUUAAAAAACAACAACAACAGCAGCAGCAGAAAGCGGCAAAUGAUCAUCAUCAGUAUCAUCAUCCGGACCAUCAUGCAUCGAGUGGCUCCAGUAAAAUCCUUAAUUUCCCUGAAAAUCUGCCCUCCGUCCUCUACUACGAUUACAAAACGGAAGAGCAUCAACACCACCAACAUCAGCAUCGCGAACAGCAUCUGAAGCAUCAGCAUGAGAAGGAGCUCAAACACCGACUUCAUCCGUCCGUUCGCCAUCAUGAAUACGGCAAUGGUCAAGACACGGUUAACACGGACAUGUCGGUGACAGUGACAGCUGUUGCCACUUCACAUUUGGGCAAUGGACAUAGCAUUCAUGACCACGGCGGCAGUGUCGGUGGUAAUGAUGCUCCUCUACAGCGUCGGCAAAAGCAACCGCCAUCAGUGGCAAAGUAUUUGGAAAACGGAAAUGACAACAUUUACAAGGUGGAUUUACAAACGGAUAGCGACAUUUUGCCUGAGCCACCCACCAAAAAGCCCAUAUUAUCGUCAAUGGCCACAGGGACAGGAACCGAAGCAGACACAAUGACAUCGGCCUCAGCUGCAGGAGCACCAACAACAACAACUCUGCCAUAUCGUUUGUCCACAUUGUCGAGCACAUUGGCAGCAGCCACAUCAAAUAUUACCACAAGACCAUUAAAGAAUCAACAACAGAAACAAAUGUUUUCACCUUGGGAUUAUGACAAACCCAAUAGGGACAAAAUUAACAAAAGAAUUCUGCAGAGGCAACGCCAGCAACAACAGCUAACGAGCAAUGAAAAUAUUGCCACUGUUGCUGUCACUACCAAAGCAGCCAAAGAUGGCGACCAAGAUGAUGCCUUUCAUCGCUGGUUGACCUCCACCGAGAAAAAUAACAAAAAUUAUGACCCACUGGCAGGUGAUGCUUCUUUCGAAGCGGAUGAUAGAAACUAUGAAAACCUCGAUAUCGACUUAGAUGCACUGUCACUGCAAGCAACCGCAAAAACAGCAUCCCCAGCCACACAACAAAUUGGGGCAGCAGCAGCAGCAGCAUCUGCCGCUGUGGGUGAGGAAUCACAACAGCUGGAUAAAAGUGGGAAUUUGAAGUAUGAAAUAAAUUUCAGUGACAAUACCGAAAGUGGAUACUCUGCCAUGGAUGGCAACGCCAACAGCUAUGAUAACAUAUCUCCAUUCAGCAAUCCCUAUCAGAAUUCAAGGAGCAGCAAUAGACCCACUCAAACCACUGGCAAUGGCAUUAAAAGUCAACUCGACAAGGGUGGCAAAAGCCACAGCGGCACUCUAAGCACCAGCUCUGGUGGGUCCAACGAGGACCUCGGUGUUGGCAGUGUUGUAAAUAUUGAUAUUAUGUUAACGGCAUCUGCUGACUUAGGACAACAGCCACAACAACAACAACAACAGACGGACACAACAAAGCACCAGCAGACACCAGGCAACGACAAUGGCUCUGAGUCCAAACAAAACCAAACGAAUGCAAAACAACAGUCACUUUUAAUUUCUAAUUCAAAUGGCAAAGAUAACGACCCAUUGUCCCCAGCCUCCCUUUCACCCCGGGGGCCCCCGAUAACGCCAACAAAUGCAAACACAAGUCCUGACAGCGCAAAGCCACAACAAACUUUGGGCGGCAACUUGUUUAGUUCAAACUUUAGCAGCAGCAUCAGCAGCGUCAGCGACAACAGUCAAAGCCAUAGUUUUAGCGAUAGUUUUAGGUUAAGCCAGCCAUCGGAGUCAAAACCAAAUGCGACAAGUUUUGUGACCAGUGCAUCAUCGGCACAAAUAACGCCUCCAACAAGUACCACACUAAGUCCAGAGAGGCAGUGCAAUGUUAUGGGUACUCUUUACAAAAUAGGCGAUGUGUUGCCCCAGGACACCGGUAAUUGUUUGCAAUGCAUUUGCAUCGAUGGCUCGACCAUAGAUGAUACACCCCGCGUUACAUGCAGUCCCCAUAAUUGUCCGCCUUUGGUAUUGCCGGACCUAUUCGAUGCAACGGGUUAUUAAAGUGCAGAGUGCAAAAGCGUACAUGUCAUAGCCAGAAAUGAAACAACGCCAUCACCCCCCAAUCAUCAUACGCAAAGCCAUCAUCCUCUCCAGCAUCAUCAACAUAAAGCACAAAAUGAUUGUACAGCAAAAGUCGCCAAAAACUGUUAACCAUCGUCCAUGCCUCUCAGCCGAGUGUCUUUCUUUCCCAAUCCCAAUGAAUACAGGAAUGCCAAUAGGACAAAGAGUACUGCCCCGAUCCACCCCACCACAAACCAAAAUGCAUGAGAAAUGAAGUUUUAGCCAAACGAAAAAAAAGCAUUCAACAAUUGAUGUAUCUACGGAUUUAAAUAUUAAAUGAUUUUAAAUGUCGUAAUUUGAAAUUGAGUGUUUCACAAUAAUUCAAUUUAUUGUCUUUUGUUUUAAAAUAACGAUAUCAACAAUAUCCGGAAGAUAAACUACAACAACUACAAUAAUCGUAUGCGAAAUAUAACGGUUUUUUUACCCGGAAAUAUGACAUGGUCCAGCUUUUAAUGCGAUUGGACAACCUUUUUCGCUUAGGUUGUUUUUUAUUUAAUCGAAUCUCUUUGCCGUAACUGUAACAACAUGCUGAAAUUUUACGAGUUAUAUGUGUGUACGAAAAAAAGCCAACAUGGAUUAUAAACGGCUAAAUGAUUUUCAGGAUUUUGUUUUUAUGCUACAGCAAUUCGUUGUAAGGCUUUUAGUCUGUUAACCAAUUU
This is a messenger RNA of Stomoxys calcitrans (stable fly), 4176 nucleotides long. RefSeq lists its product as uncharacterized. The record is from RefSeq and is a predicted model, not a curated record. Bases 365 to 3457 code for a protein of 1030 amino acids. NCBI's taxonomy places the organism in Eukaryota, Metazoa, Arthropoda, Insecta, Diptera, Muscidae. The transcript has 8 exons.